Hypanus sabinus (Atlantic stingray) is the source of this 6747-nucleotide messenger RNA. It is a transcript of the gene c7h11orf16, whose product is annotated as chromosome 7 C11orf16 homolog. Bases 157 to 2646 code for a protein of 829 amino acids. The transcript is spliced from 11 exons. The record is from RefSeq and is a predicted model, not a curated record. Lineage: Eukaryota; Metazoa; Chordata; Chondrichthyes; Myliobatiformes; Dasyatidae.
CGGAUCGGAACAUAGUAACAUAGCAACUGGACUUCACAGUACAGGCUGCCGCUCAAAUAGGGGCUUCAGGAGAAGGACGGGGGUCGUCACCACUACCAGGCUUUCGACAGCGUGCAGAGUGGAGACUGUUGUUUUCAAGGCAAGACGCCUGCGACCAUGCCGUCAGUCUACCCCUCUGUGCGACCCGACGGUUCUCCUUCUUUGUUUGGACACGUUAGGGAUACAAAUAUCGUCUUUGUUGUUGACACAUCGCAAAGCAUGCAAGCCUACCUGAGUGCAACGAAGUUUCACCUGAAGGAAGCGCUUUUGGCUAAGGCCUAUACACUCGCCAGUCGCUUUAACAUUGUGGAAUUUUCCAAUAAGGUAUCCAAGUGGUGUGACCGUGUGGUAGUAUGUACUCCACAGACUGUGUCCAGUGCAGUGCAAUGGCUUCAGUCUCUCACCUGUGCACUGGGCAGGGAUCUGCUCAGUGCAUUAACAGCUGCAUUCAGUGACCCAUUAUGCCAGGCUAUCUACUUGGUGACAAAUGGUCUACCUGACAAUGCCUUAAAGGAUAUUUUGCACGUGCUGCCAUACAUAUCCCGCGGUCGGCCAAUACACACCUUCUACUUGUCUGAAAAAUGGCUGGACAGUGAAAUGCGAGAGUUCCUGCAGGGAAUCAGCAGGGCCACCCAGGGCAGUGCUCAUCUCAUUAGGCUCAACCACUGUGGAGCAAUCAAACAGGUGAUUCCUAUUUAUCCUGCAGACCACUCAAUCUCUGGGCCUCUAUACUCAGAUGUGAAAUACUGCAGUGUCACGACUCCGCUGGAUAAAAGUCCAUUUAUUGACUCCCGGGCAGGGUGUUCUGACACAGUUUUCUAUUUGCAUCCAGUGAAUGCGUACAGUCCGAGAGAUUAUACUAGUAUCUGCAAAUAUACUGAUCCAUAUGUGGGACCUCUUGGAUCAAGUCACUUGACUUUUGAAGCUACUGUCCUUGCAAGGCGAGAGUCUGAUGGCUUCUUUUACCUGGGCACAAUCAAGCAAGAGAUAAGGAAAGGAAUAUUCCUGAUUGAGUUUGACAAAUCUACUAUGGAUCAAGAUGGGAACUGUCAAAUCUCUGUGCAGGAGACUGCAUUAUAUGACAUUAUUCAGUACAAUGAAGGAAUGAGGCAUUCUGUGGUCCCUGGUGAUUAUGUAUUAGCACCUUGGGAAUCAGAUGGAAACAGAUAUGGUCCUGGAAAAGUGAUAACUGGAAUUGAGACCAGAGAUCCUCUGCAAGCAAUGGAAGAUGAUGAAAUCUCUGUAAAGUUCUGGAAUGGAAAAGCUGUCACUGUUUCCAAAAACGUAGCCAUGUGGAUUCCACCUGCUAUGUAUGAAAGAGUUUUACAGGAGCUGUUAACUCCGUUAUUAUCAAGGCAGCAGCUAGCGGAUGAUGAAUUAGCUCCUUGCCGUGAUGUUUGUCUGCAUAGGCUGCAAAUCGAAUCAACCUGCAAGUGCCACUUUGAACCACCGUGCACCCAGUCCUGGUGUUUGGGUUUCCCUGGCCUGGAUCCAUGUAAGAGUUACUGGCAUGGGUUCUAUCAUGGCUUCCAUUAUUUGCCAGUCCACCAUCCAUGUUACUGUUUCCCAGAAGUGAUCCCUCCUGCGGCAUGGUGGCCAGAAACUGCAAAAUGUCCUAACUCAACAGCUUCUGAUAAAGAUGAACUAGACAAGAAGAUUACCUUGCAGCUUCAGGAAUUAGAUAUUCCAAACAAGAAAACUUCUGAUGAAAACUUGCUGACUUUACUUUCUUCCUCUUCAUCAUCUGAAGAUUCUGAUAGUUGCCCAGAGACAACUGUUAGGAAAACUACUUUACAAGAUAGGGCAGUGAAUACAGAUUCUCUGUUGAAGAAGACAAAAAUCCAAGUAAUACACAGGCCUGAAUGGAAGUACUGGAGCCAAAGUCACCAAGGGCCACAUCAAAAAGACCCAGGAACUUUGCCUUCAAGUCCAUUGAGAAGUGCCUCUGACUGUGGUCAGCUAAAAUCUUCCAUGCAGCCUCAGAACCCUCGACCAACAAACUGCAGCGCAAUGUUUAAAAGUGUUGACCAUGCAUAUCCUCUGAACAGAGUCACAAUGAAAGACAUCUUGACACAACAAAAGCAUCACACCACAUCACCCACUGGGCUGCAGGGUGCACCCAUUCAAGAGCGUUUGGGAGAGAACCAGUUGUCACUUGACUGUCAACAUCAGGAGGCUAUACAGAGAUCAAGAAAGAAAAAAUUGCAACGACGUCAGUGGGAGAAAGACCGAGAACAGCAAUGUCAGGACAAGUAUCAAAGCAUCCAGGAAAAUCGCAGGGAGAAAGUGGUUCGCCGUCUACAGAACAAUUUUAGACAGGUAGAAGAGAGAGAGCAGAAGUUGGAGAAAACGGAGAGAGCGAAGCAGUAUUUGCAGCAGCAGACUCAAGCCAGGAUCCAGUCUAUCGCUUCCGAGGACAAGGAGAGAGAAGCCCGCAGGUUGGCCCACCUUCAGCAGGUGACUGCAAGGAAGGAUAUGAUGGAGGCCGAGAAAAUGAAAGCAGAUGAAAUAAAAGAGAUCCAGCUGCAGGAAGCAAGAAGGAAACGAGUGGAGCAACACAAUAAAAUGGUGGCGGAAAAGUUCAGUGAAGCAGAAAAGCUGAUCUAGGAACAAGAGACAAAAAUGCAUCAAAGGAGACAGGUUUCACCAUUUUAUAAGGAAAUUAAGCAGGUUCAAUCUAUGCAUUUGGCAGCUUUGUGACUCUUUUGUAUCUAAGUGAAAACAAGUUUCUACAAAGUGAUCUAAAUUAAUUACAAUUAUCAAACACAAAAUAACUGAUUGCAGAAGUAUUCACCUCCUUCCAGUUGGUAUUUAGUAGAUACACCUUUGGUAGCAAUUACAGCCUUGAGUCUGUGUGGAUAGAUCUCUAUCAGCUUUCCACAUCUGUACACUGCAAUUUUCCCCCCAAUUCUUCCUUACAAAACUGCUUAGGCUCUGUCAGAUUGCAUGGGGAUCGUGAGUGAACAGCCAGAAAUUUCAUUUGGAUUGAGGGCUGGACUCUGACUUGGCCACUUCAGGAAAUUAACUUUGUUGUUUUUAAGCCAUUCCUGUGUAGCUUUGGUUUUGUGCUUGAGGUCACUGUCUUGCUGGAAAACAACUCUCCCAAGUCGCAGUUCCCUUGCAGACUGCAUCAGGUUUUCUUCCAUUAUUUCCCUGUAUUUGCUGCAUUCAUUUUAACCUCUACCUUCACAAGCCUUUCAGGGCCUGCUGCAGUGAAGCAUCCCCACAGCGUGAUGCAGCCACCACCAUGCUUCAUGGUAGGGAUGGUGUGUUUUUGAUGAUGUGCGGUGUUUGCCUUACGCUGAACUUAGUGUUUAGUCUGUUGGCCAAAAAGCUCAAUUUUGGUUUCAUCAGAGCAUAGAACCUUUUUCCAGCUGACUUCAGAGUCUCCCACAUGCUUUCUGGCAAACUAGCUGAGAUUUCAUGUGUUUUUUUUCCACAGUGGUUUUCUCUUUGCCACUCUCUCAUAAAGCUGCGACUGGUGAAGCACCCGGGUCACAAUCGUUGUAUGUGCAGUCUCUCCCAUCUCGGCCGCUGAAGCUUGUAACUCCUCCAGAGUUAUCAUAGGUCUCUUGGUGGCCUCCCUCACUAGUCCCCUUUAUGCACGGUCACUCAGUUUUUGAGGACAGCCUGCUCUAGGCAGAUUUACAGCUGUGCCAUAUUCUUUCCAGUUCUUGAUGAUUGACUUAACUGUCCUCCAAGGGAUAUUCAGUGACUUCUAUAUUUGUUUGUAUCCAUCUCCUGACUUGUAUUGUGCUUUUCAAUACAUUUUUCGCAGAGUUGCUUGGAGUGUUCUUGUUAUCUUCAUGGUGUAGUUUUGGCCAACUUACUGAAUCACCAGUAGUUACACUUCCAGAUACAGGUGUAUUUUUACUACAAUCAAUUGAAACAACUUGACUGCACACAGGUCUCUUAAAACUAAUUAUGUGACUUCUAAACCAGUUGGCUGCACCAGUGAUGAUUUGGUGUGUCAUAUUAAAGGGGGGUGAAUACUUGUGUAAUCAAUAAUAAUUGUUUUAUAUUUGUAAUUAAUUUAGGUCACCUUUUAGAGAUCUGCACUUUGACAGGAAAGUCUUCUUCUGUUGAUCAGUGUCAAAAAAGCUAAAUUAAAUCCACUGUGAUUCAAUGUUGUAAAACAAUAAAACAUGAAAAUUUCCAAGGGGGGUAAAUACUCUGUACAGGUACUAUACACAUGUAUAAUGUAUCCAUUGUGGAUUCUGAUUGACUGGGCCAUCAGUAAAUUGAGGCAUCAAGGUAGCCACUUAUUUGGGACAAAUCUUAAAGAUCAAAAACUAAUUGAGAAAUUCUCUGUUUAUUUGGAACACUUUGCUAUUUAAUUAGGGAAGGAGAUUGUUGCUGAACAAUUUCUAACCAACAUCAGACACAUACAAUUGUGUGGCUAUUGGUCAUUACACAAUUUUUAAAUAGCUCAGUUGCAUGCCUUUGUGUUCAAAAAGCAGUGUUUUUGUUACUGAUAGUUGGUGAGAAGUAAGCAGUAAGAAAAUUCAGAACUGUUUUGCACAUUCAGGUUAGGAGAUGCUAGAAAAAGCCUCAGUGUAAAUGAAAUGAUUUCACUACUAAACUAUGAGGAAUUUAAAGUUGUCAACAAUCUUGAACACUACAAUGAAAAUGAAGGUUUGGAGGAUACAAUUGCUGAAAGUAUUGUAUGAAGGCAGUCCAUUAUCUACAGUAGGUGUCUGCACUGAUUUUGUUCAUUUACAGUCAAACAAAUACACCAACAUACUCUGGAUGAAUUCAUCUGUCAAUAACAAUUAGGAAUUAAUACAUGGUUUUAUAGUGCUGUAGUAGUAUUAGUCGUGUUCUAAUUUGUUCCAUGUUUCAUUUAAGUAUGUAAUUUGUUACUCAGUUAAAUGGUAGUUUGUUUUAUUAUACCUUUUAGAUUGUUUCCAUGAAAAUUCGACUGAGGCAUACGUAUAAUAGUAGAUUUAAAAAAGAAUGUAUAUAUACUUUUUAAUCUGUUACUACUUUUUUCUAUUAAUUCUUUCCCCCUUUUUAAAUGCCUGAGAUAAUAUCUAUUAUUGUUGCUGUCCUCAUUGGCUAGUCCCAGUUGGAGGCUGUUGUAAUGCUUUUGGUAUGAAACAGUAACAAGUACUCCAGGAUCAAGUGGGCAAAGCUUAAAAUGUCCCCCAUUCCUUUGGAAAUGUAAUAAAUUGGAAUGUAGAUAUAUUUAAAAAAAGAUGUUUUCAUUUGAAUGACAGCCCCACACUCAAAUGAGCCACGUAAGAGUAAGGAUCAUGGUAUUUUCAUAUUAUAGCCUACUUGCUGGAUGCAUUUAAGAUGGAAAUCAGCCAAUUAAUCAAAAAGUGUUUCUGUUCUUGAAGUCCAGUUAUUGUGUUUCAAUUAUAUCAGCUGUGUUUGAAAUAGUCAACAUCACUUGCAACAUUCACAUUUGCAAGUAGCAUUUAAUAGAUAAUUUAAUCCACAUAAACAUUAGUUCUUUUAAUAACUUGUGACUUUUGCACAAUUUAAACUGGUACCUCUCUUCAUCAAAGUCAGGAGAUUCUGACCUUCAGUCCUAAUUUGAAGUCUUUAGCAUAAGAAAUUAGACUGAUACUGUCAUACUGAGUACUACAUCGUCAGAGGUACUUUGCUGAUGUUUUAGGAAGGCUCUCUAGCACCAUUUUGAAGGGGGAGAAUAGAAGUACUGCUUUUUUUUUUACAUCUCAAAGCAAUUAAAUCUAUGAUAAUUAUCUCAAUAUUGUUUGGGGGAGCUACCACAUUUCCUACAUUACAACUGUGACUACUAUUCAACUUCAUUGCCAAUGAAGUACAUUUAAGAUACUCUGAAAGAAAAAGUGUAAAUGCAAGUUUCUCCUCCUUCCUCUUCCUUCUUGGAAUAGGUCUCACUGAAUUUUAAGGAAUUACUGCACAGGGUUCCAAUAUUUAGCCUUUCUUGUUCAUGCAGCCAAGUCACUGCAAUUAAUCUAUUUCUUAGCCUGUAUUGUUGAGGGGUUAGCAUGCCAUAUAUCACUGCAAGUAUCUUUUAAAAUGAAUGUUUUUGCCUCAACCACUCUGUCAAAUGGCGAGUUCCAGAGCCCCAAUCUUCCUCAAGUUCCAUCAACUCAUUCUAUCAUGUCCAUCUUUGAGUUCUACCUUCUAUUUGCCAUUUCUUUAUGUUUUAAUAUUGCAGUUUGAUCUCCCCUCAGCUACCCCAACCAUCAGUUUGUAAACCUUCAGAAAAGCUCUUUAAAAAUCUGAGUGCCAUGUUGUAGCAUUGGUCCUCUAUACUCUUCAAUCUCUUCUUCUUUAUUGGCUUAAAAGCUACCUCUCUGAUCAAACUUUUGAUUACUGUUCCAAAUCUGAGUCUUUGACCCCCUGUGUCUUUGUGUGUCACCAGGGAACACUUCUUCCAAUUAAGAUGACAUCAGGUUGCCUUGCGUCGUGGCUGCCGUAAAAUCAAUAAUCUUGUUUGAAUUGUAGCCUAGUCAUUUUGCAAAUAUAUAAUUAACCUUUGAAGAAUGCAUUAUAUUUUAAUCCCAUCCUAUAAAGACUAAUAUUGAAUUUUUUUAAAAAAAUGAGUUAAAUGUUUGAAGUAGCGAUAUUAGAUUCUUUCAAUGGAAAGUAGAGGCAGAAAGAUUAUUCAUGGAUCAUUUAUUAUGAAAUUUUCCAAGAUCUAAUACUACUAGAUUUUACUGUUUAUCAUAUUGAACUGAUAAUGGAUGUAGUUAGACAUUUUAAUAAAGCACA